CUCGUCGGGGGCCGCCGAGCGCAGUCCGCCGCCGCCACCUCAGCCGCGCUCGGUCCCGACCGACGCUCGCCCUCCGCAGCCUUCCUUCUGCCGCCCGGCGCUGACGGUCCCGCACGCCCGCCGCCACAGCCGGCGCGCCCGAGUGUCUAUUAUGCCCACAUGCACAGGAACUCAGGAGAUGAUGAGACAUUAAUGUAGAAUAUGAUCUAUCUCUAAAGAAAGAGGCUCACUGGCCCAUUCAUCCAACUUAAGAGAUGUUGAAAAUUAAACAUCCCCAGGCUCCCGUGUUUUUACCAAAUUCUUAGUGUGUUUCUAAUAAUGUUUGCUUCUGUAUUUUGAUGCUGUGUAAAGUUCAUCCAUGAGCUCGGAUUUCCCACAUUACAACUUCAGGAUGCCUAAUAUUGGAUUCCAGAAUCUGCCUCUCAACAUAUAUAUUGUGGUCUUUGGCACUGCAAUAUUUGUCUUCAUCCUUAGUUUACUCUUCUGUUGCUACUUGAUUAGGUUAAGACAUCAAGCUCAUAAAGAAUUUUAUGCCUACAAACAGGUUAUAUUAAAAGAGAAAGUAAAAGAGCUGAAUUUACAUGAGCUCUGUGCAGUGUGUCUAGAAGACUUCAAGCCUCGAGAUGAGUUGGGCAUUUGUCCAUGUAAGCAUGCCUUCCACAGAAAGUGCCUUAUUAAGUGGCUGGAGGUUCGGAAGGUGUGUCCACUGUGCAACAUGCCAGUUCUGCAGCUGGCCCAGCUGCACAGUAAGCAGGACCGUGGACCACCACAGGGGCCCCUGCCUGGGGCAGAGAACAUUGUAUAGCUCCCCCAAGGAUCAAACUGCUGCGGGAUCCGAUGUCCAUGUGGAGUCAGGAGGAACACAAGCGGUCUCUGUGUUGGCUGCUCUACCUGGGGCGCCAGCUGCCACUUCCUUGCCUCAUGAAGAACUCGGGCCAGCUAAGCUGGGAACCCAGACUUCUGGGUCUUGUGACAACCAAAGCACGCUGACACUACCCCAUGCCAAGAGAAGAGGAGCAGAUGAUGAAUGAGCCUUCAGGUUAUGUUCAAGAAAUUUCCUGAGGGUCUCUUGCUGAUGCCAUUACUCUGUCUCCCAGAUACUUAUCUCCGUAUCAAGGUGAAUCUUUAUCAAGCAGAAGGGAAGAUAAACAGAACUGUUAGAGAAGGGAACUGAGAGCAGGUCUUUAAAGCCACCCCCACCCCCCACCUUGUGGACAGAUGAGCUUCUAUGCAGACCAUGCAUGCCUUUGCAGCAGCAGACCCUCCUGGCAGGCCCUGAGCCAAGUAAAACCAGCAGUUACCUCAGCUGAAGCACGACUGGUUGCCAGUAAUUGGUGAGGCAGUGCCAACAAGGCUUUUCACAUUAUGUUCCUUUGAUAAGGUCAUCUUGGAACCCAAGGGCUUUGGUUACCAGAGCAGCAGUGCCCCUCGCCACCCCUUUUCCCUCAAGUUCACAACACUUGCUUAUCAAAUCAUCUAAGAACAUUAGAUGUGCUCAUAAAGGCCUGGUCAGAAGCCAUUUCCUCUUAUUUACCCCCCUGACUCCCCAGUGAGCCCCGGCCAAGCUGCCCAGGCAAGGUUGGGCCUCUGAGCCCAUGCUGUCCCUGUGACCCAGGGGACCUCAGAGUGCCACCCAUGCCCCCAUGUACACAGCGUGGUUCCAGAGCAGCUGCUAGUCUCAGCCCACUGCCUUGGUAAGGAGCUGCUGUGAGCCCCUCAGAGGGCUCCCAAAGGGAGCUCCUUCCUGAGAAUGACUAGUCUUCCCAGCCCUGCUGAGAUGGGAGGAUGCUGACCCCCUUGCCUCGCCCCCUCCUUCCCUGUUUUCUUCCCUCUUACCCUGUUUCUACUUAAGAGAAAAUGCCUGUCGUGACUUUCUAACAAUUUAAAGCAUCUGAAAUAAGAUCCUUAUGUAAUUCUGAAACCAGGGAUCCCCUUGAAAUUGUAAAUAGUGUCAGAAGCUCCUGCAGGGUUCACCCGCUGGUGUGUGCCUCACUAUUCAGACUUGGAGAGGAGUAAUUGAAAGUAUCUUUAUAGGAGAGAAACAAACACAUGCUGCUCUUUGGCUUUCUGUCCAAUGUUUCUAGAGAUGACUCCAUCUGUUUGGAUUUAUGAAUACUGUACAAAUUAGCUAUCGGAAUGUGGCUUUAGGUCAGCUAGAACGUUCUUUUCCACAGCCCUGCUUUCUACCUCCACCUGUCAAGGGUGGACACCUAGUCAACAGCUUUGCCUCUGCUCCAUGCCCCAGGGGUGAGUGGGAAUGUCUCAUUGGAAAUGUGGUCUGCAUGGUAUGGAGAGAUGAUGGAAGAAGCUUUGCUAUUCUAUUCACGGCAUGUCUCCAGGGAUUUUUCCUGGAAUCCGUCUUAGAAUGGGAGACGGAACCUGUCCUUGGCUCAGGUGCCUGGGGUCAGAGGAGGAGGAAAAUCCCCACGAGCCUAGGAAAGUGCUGGGCAGAAUCCAGCUUGGAAAAUUACAAAUCCAGUUGGUCAGCAUUGGCGGUUUCCUCCGUGUGACCUAUUCAUGGCACGCCAACUGGCUGCUGCUUAAACAGGGCAAAGGAAGUGUGGGUAUCUUUAUAUGAAAGCCUUAUAACCUGUUGGGCAUCCUUGAAGAGAACCUUUCGUGUGCUACCUUCACCAUUUCUGGGUUCUGUGUUGGUAGCACGAUGGAGUUGAAUUCUGCAAAGCACCCAGUUUACAGUGAAAGGUUUCCAGUGACCAAUGUGAGAAAUAAGCCUGCUUCUGGAGUAGCCUCAUUAGUGGCCAACACCAUUUCCCAUGGAAUGGCCCUGGGACAAAUCUCACCUUGUCGUUAUGGGGUUCAAACAGUAAAGAGAAUUUCUCCCCUCAAAGGAGGAAUUCUUAUGCUUUAAUCUGCAAAUGCUUUCACCUCACAGCUUCAGCAGGAUUAUUACCGAUUGGUUGCAGCCUUUUUCUAUUCCUGUGCAUCAGUAUGAGGAGACCGCCCCACAAGUCCCUGAAUGUGUAGGGAGGUAUGAGGAGUUUGUUUCCCUGUAUCCCAGGAAGCCAAAGUUGACAUAGUGCGUAGUUCCAGCUGGUCGUUUGAGAAAAGCCGAGAAUGCUGUGCACUCUCCACUGGGCACCAACCCCCCUGAGGUUCCAUUAACAUGACCUCGACACCUGUGAAGGCAGAGGGCUUUUUAAAUGCAGCUCUUCCGUCAGGGUGGGGCUGGAUGUGGAGUGGUCAGUGUUCCUCUGCUCCUACUCAUUGUCCUUUCUGGGCUCUGUGUCUCACUGCAGCAUGGCUAGUGCCACUCACAGUAGUUCAUGCGACUCUUAAGAACACAACCUGAUGCACUCACACCCCACAUUGGGUCCUCCUCCAGGACUCUCUGCACUGCCAAAACUGCCAAUGGCCAGUGCUUAAUUUACAUCUUCCUUUUAUUCUUUUUUUUUUUUUUUUUUUUUUUUGAUUUAUUUAUUUAUGAUAGUCACAGAGAGAGAGAGAGAGAGAGAGAGAGAGAGAGAGAGAGAGAGGCAGAGACAUAGGCAGAGGGAGAAGCAGGCUCCAUGCACCGGGAGCCCGACGUGGGAUUCGAUCCCGGGUCUCCAGGAUCGCGCCCUGAGCCAAAGGCAGGCGCCAAACCGCUGCGCCACCCAGGGAUCCCUCUUCCUUUUAUUCUGAUUAAAACACAGCUUUCUAUGGCCAAAUUUAAAUCUCCAUCUGGACAUUUUUUUUUAAGAAUGAAUUAAGGACCCCUUCGUAUUCUUGACACAGGCUAACACAGUGAGGCACCCUAGCCACAUCGGUCUUUUGUUGGUGACCUUUUAACUGUAGACACAUGGGGAUUCAGCUGUGCUCUUGGGCCACUGGCUGGUGACAUGGCAGUUUUUAUACUUUCUCUUAAUGUGUCUUAAGCAGCUCAAAGAUUGGAUGUUACUUGUGUGCUGUGGGUUAAAAGAACCUAACUCAGCCCCAACUGAACUCCAUGGGUGGCUGCAUCAUUACCUAGUUAUUGCUAGGGGUACAGAUGAACUCAGCUGGCUUCAGAAACAGGGAACAAAACCAGCCUGACUUGAUUCCUGAAUGAGUAGGCCUAAGAUACUGUCCUCUGCCACUUCUCUUUGCCACAGUGUGAUUUGGUUGGGCCUGUCCUUAGCCAGCCAGUAAGGUCCUUGUAGCUUGUGCCCACCAAGGUAGGGAACAGGACAAGACAGAAAUGGCCAGAUGGGAGCAGAUGGCCCAUGGGGAAGUCUGGGGUGAGGAAUACAGGGUACAUCCUAUCUUUGCCAGAUAGCCUGUUCAUGAUAUGUCUUAACAAAUGAAGAUCCUUUUCCCCAGUGCCCAGUCCCUUGGGCCCAUUAGAGGAAGGGUUUGUCCCUUUCCACAGCCCUGCUUCAAAGCCUGUCACCUCCAUGGCCUAGUCCUGCUCUAAGCUAUUCUGAACAACUGUAGUAAUUUUCUGGAAGUCUGAGAAUUACAAAAUGAACACAGGGAGGUAUCCCUAGAGCUCUAGACAGAAAAAGUGCUGAGUGAUUUGAAUCACCCCAUGCCAUCCACCAGCUAUUUGUCUUUAUGUAAGUUAGCCUCUCAAAGCUGGUUUCCUUAUCCACACCUAAGAAUUUUAAUAGCAUCUUCGCAGGUUCUUGUGAGGACCAGCCGUGUCCCAAGCCUGGUGGGCAGUAGGCCUGGGGUUGUGAAAGCUCCUUACUAUAGGCAACGUCAAGCAGGUCACGUGGGGCUCCUCAGUAGUUCGGGUGGCAACAGAACCUCAGCAGGAGCCUCCUGAUGGACACGUGCUCCCCUGGGGUCUGGGUUUGCCUGACUCCCUCCCUUUUCCUCUUGAGAUCUUCCCUAGUCACCUCCGUGAACCGUUGCCCAUAGUGCUCCCUGAAUGCUAUUCCUUAAGUUUUUGAAUAGGUAAUCCCUUCACAUAGUUCACAAAUCAGUCUUCCUUGCAUCUCUGACCUGAAGCCCACUUUAUCACCCUUCGAAUGCUUUUAGUUUGUUCCAUGUAGAUCCUUCCAGUGACCACUUGUGCAUAUACCGGUGAAUACACACAUGUGCUUGUGUGUACAUAAUUUUUUUUUAAACUCAUGUGGUACCAGACCAGUAUAUCCAAGGACCAUUCCUGUUAAUGGGCGAAGAGCCAUCCCAGAAGGCAGAGUAUCUAUAAAAAGUGAGCCCAUAACUGGGGGUGUUUUUGCAAUCACAUUCCUUUUUGAAUAAGGCAUUAUUUUUUAUUGAUUGCAGCAGAUACUGGAAUUCUAGUUUCCAUACAAAGCAGAAACAUCAAUCCCUCCCUGGCCCUUACCACACACAUGCUCGGAUAUGUGAGCACAACCAGUUUCCAGACUGGCUUUCUGGUUUGUGACAGGACACUCAAGAGUAGGCUCUGCUCCAUUGCUGAGAGCAGCAGUGCAGGCCUCUGGUUCAGGUCCAGCAGCCUUUGCAGGAGCCUGGACAAGCUGCUCCCUGCCACCCCUGCCAAACCCUGAGGAGGUGAUGUCCAGCUCCAACUGCCAUUUCUUAGGCGAGCUCCUGUGUUUUUGAGGCAGCAGUUUGAGAAACAGCAGCAACUGAAGCCUGAUGCAACCUUCUGUUUGGGGGUAGGGGGGAAAGAUGUCUCAGAUGAUGCUAAGCAGGUAGGUGGAUGGUCUCCUCGAAAUUAACCAUAGAACACACUUCAGUGUCCAUAUUUGAGGUCAUGGUUCUGCUACCUUUCCCUCCCCACUCUAUAUGCACAAAAGAAAAUGCUUCCCAUAGAAUUUUCUCCAUUUGACAAUAGAAAUGACUCCACCAGUCAUAUCUUCUUUCAAGGAAAUAAAAAAAAAAGGUCCAUUUUU
Molecule: messenger RNA, 5804 nt
Organism: Nyctereutes procyonoides (raccoon dog)
Lineage: Eukaryota; Metazoa; Chordata; Mammalia; Carnivora; Canidae
Gene: RNF24
Product: ring finger protein 24
Exons: 8
Coding region: 359-805 (148 amino acids)
Cellular component (GO): endomembrane system
Molecular function (GO): ubiquitin protein ligase activity; zinc ion binding
Source: RefSeq, a predicted model, not a curated record